ACGGUGCGUGUGUGUUAAAAUUCGCAACAGAAGAAAAAACGAAAGGAAAAAAUAUAAUGAAUAUAUUUUUGAAGUGAUAAUAAAAAUUUGAAAUUAAAAUUUUUGGAAAACAAAAAAGAAUAAAUAAAUUAUUGAAAUAAACAAAUAGAUUCAACAAAAAAUAAACAACAAUGCCCUGCGAUAAUACAACAAAGAAUUCAUCAGACAUUGAACAUGCCGAUUGGAGUACUGGCACUACUAGUCAACCCUAUAACGUUAGAUUCGGUUCAGCCAGCAGUCAGGCAUCACAAAGUAGCGGUGAUAUUUGCCGUAUUUGUCAUUGUGAAAGUGAUCCUCAGAAUCCACUUUUAACACCGUGCUAUUGUUCCGGCAGUCUUAAGUAUGUACAUCAGGCAUGUCUACAACAGUGGCUUACAGCUUCCGAGACAAAUUCCUGCGAAUUAUGUAAAUUUCCAUUUAUAAUGCAUACAAAAAUUAAACCAUUUAAUGAGUGGCGCAGCCUUGAUAUAUCUGGUAUUGAAAGAAGGCGUUUGUGCUGUUCGGUAUUGUUUCAUUGUGCUGCCGCUUUGUGUGUCAUUUGGUCUCUUUGUGUACUAAUUGAACGGGCAGCAGAAGAUGUACAGCAUGGACACAUAGAAUGGCCAUUUUGGACAAAACUAGCGGUGGUGGCUGUUGGCCUAACGGGUGGCAUUGUCUUUAUGUACAUACAAUGUAAAGCCUAUUUACAUUUGUGUCAUCGUUGGAAGGCUAGAAAUAGAAUACUGCUCAUACAGAAUGCUCCCGAAAAGGUACAUCCCAAUUCACCACCCUCACCACUGGCCCAACAACGUAACAAUGGCCGCAAUAAUGGUUCUUCAAAUCAGCCACACAUUGCAAACUCAACACCACACAGCGUCAACAUAAAUAUUGAUGUUAAUGUUGCUAAUCCAAGACCGACGACCAGUUAUAAUUACGCUUCCACAGUUGAGGUAAAUGAAGUUGAAGAUGCCGCAGAUGGUAGUGAUAAUUUACCAACAUCUCCGCAUCAUAUGUUGCAGCAUGCAGAUCUUGAUGUUGAUUCUAUGAUAUCACAGACUUCAGUGGGUGGUUUACCAUCACGGGUAUUGGGCGGCAAACAUCAUCAUACCAAUCUUUCGGCUCUCCAGCAGCAACAGCACCAUCAUCAUCCACAUCAUCAGCAUCUUCAUCAUUCACAGUUGGGACAAGUAGCGGUGGCGGCCAAUAUAGAAUGUACACAAUCACAGCAUAAUUAUGAUCGGGAUUAUGCUCUGGAUGAUGUUGUCUCACAGAUCUCUUCGUUCCGUCCUUGUCCACAAGGUUCGGGCAGUAUGACACCCUUCCAUGACUCCAUACACAAUGUACUGGAACAUUCCGAAGAUUCCAGUCGUGUGUCUGUAAACGAUUUAUGUGUAGGUUCACGUCAGGACCUAAGUACUGAUGGUUUAUCGACUGAUACCGGUAGAGAGCAUGCAUUACAAUUAAGCAGUUUUAGUGGCAGUGGUGAUCAUAAGGCGCCCUCCAUUAGCUCUGGCGUCUCGCAUGCCGUGGCAAAUGGUUUGGGUGGUUUUGUCUAUAAACCCCAUACAAAACGCUAUUCCAACUCAUCUAUAUUCCUAGAAAAUCGUGAUAUACUCAAUGACUCUGUAGAUUUAGAUCUCGAUACAGGCCCCUACUUGAAACAUGACUACGGAGGUCAUAAUUCAAAUAUUCUAACACCGCCUGACAGUGAUGGCACUUGCACCGAUAAGCUCGAACAAUAUUUAGGCAAAGAUCUGCGUAGAUAUUCGGAUACAAAACUGCUGGGCAGUGUAGAUGUCGAAGCUUGCGAUCCCAUGUUAGAUUGUCAUACCACAACUGCGCAACGGCCAAACUUAAAUACACAACCGCCGCCACCACCACGCAUGCGUCAAUUAGUUAAACAACAGUCGGAGUCGGCGACAAUGGCAACAGCAGGAGCUGGAGCACAUCAUAAACAUACAGUGCUUGAUAUGGAAUUGCCGCAAUCACCUUUGUCACCCUCAGUGUUACAUAAUCUACCACAGAGUCAAAUACUAAUGCGACGUUCAGUGCAUACCGUUGAUAUGGGCGGCAAUGAAUUGGAAAACGUGGUGGUUCCUAGAAGCAGCAACAAUAACAAUAGUAGUAUGAAUAGCAGCAACAAUAGCCAACCACAACACAGUCAUCAUCAUAUUGACAACAAGGGACGUCUUUUCUUUAAAUCGUUGCCAAAUUUAAGCAGCAGUUGCGAAAGUCUCAUUAAGAAAUAAGUUUUAAAUUUAAUUUUAAGUUUUUAGUUUCAUUACAAAUUUUAUCCUUUCGUUUGUUUUACAAAUAUACACAAUUAUGAAAUUCAAUUUCAAACACCA
Messenger RNA from Lucilia cuprina (Australian sheep blowfly), 2366 nucleotides. RefSeq lists its product as uncharacterized. Gene Ontology annotation, biological process: antigen processing and presentation of peptide antigen via MHC class II; immune response; protein polyubiquitination. NCBI's taxonomy places the organism in Eukaryota, Metazoa, Arthropoda, Insecta, Diptera, Calliphoridae. The coding region runs from base 171 to 2267 and encodes 698 amino acids. Gene Ontology annotation, molecular function: MHC protein binding; ubiquitin protein ligase activity; zinc ion binding. Gene Ontology annotation, cellular component: lysosome; late endosome membrane; cytoplasm. The transcript has 7 exons. The record is from RefSeq and is a predicted model, not a curated record.